Messenger RNA from Penicilliopsis zonata CBS 506.65, 255 nucleotides. RefSeq lists its product as hypothetical. NCBI's taxonomy places the organism in Eukaryota, Fungi, Ascomycota, Eurotiomycetes, Eurotiales, Aspergillaceae. The coding region runs from base 1 to 255 and encodes 84 amino acids. The record is from RefSeq and is a predicted model, not a curated record. The transcript has 2 exons.
AUGCCGGCUCUUCCUGGAGGAGUCUCACCCCAUCGUCGCGUCGGGGUUGCCCGUCUUCCCUUCCCCUUCUCCUUAUUCACGGUGAUUAUGAGUGGAAGCAGCUCCCCGGACUACAAGGCGCUUUUCCUCAAGGAAGCUUCGCUGAGACGGCAGGCGGAGGAAGAACGGAAGCAGGCGGAGGAACGGGAGAGGCAGGCUGAGGAACGAGAGAGGCAGGCAGAGGAACAGGCAAGGCAAGAGAGGGAACACAACUGA